GUGUUCGUUAUCAAAUAAUGGGGCCUGUCUGAGAGUUUAACAGCCCCCACAACACAUCCAUGAGUCCGGUCCAGUCCAGAAAUAUAAGCGGCUGCAUUUUGCAGCGAUCAGGGGUGAUCGAUUCUACUCAAGCCUGGUUGUUUUCUUACGACACAGCUCGCUGUCAAUAAGAAAACAAGAAAACAUCAUGAACAACGUGGAUCAUUCACAACAGAACAACACUAAAAGUCCAACUUUAAAAGAUAAACAGAAGAUCAAGCGUGUCGGAGCUCAUCAGCAGGAUCUUGUUAUAAACCAGACCUCUGAUAUCCAACAGGUGCUGGUGGUUAAAGAAGAAGUUCCUCAGGAAUGGAUCCCCACUUUGGACCAACAGAACCCAGAACCACUUCAUACAAAUGAAGGACAAGAGAAACUCAGCACUGGUCAGGAGGGAGAAGAGAUUAAUGAACUGGAGGAGACUGAGUUCCCAUUUGCUGUUGUUACUGUGAAGGGUGAAACUGAUGAGGAAUCUCAGUCCUCACCACUUCAACAAAACCAGACUGAAGACGACACAGAGGCAGAGACUCCAACUACAAGCCCAGUUAAAUGGAUCAAACUGGAAAGUGAUGAAGAAGACUGUGAAGAGCAAGACAGGAAUUCAGAUUCAGAACCAAAUAAUGAUGAAAAAGCUUCAGAUUCUUUUGAGACUGAAAAACGAGAUGGAGAUGAUGGUAAUUGGAAAGAACCUAUGUCAGCUACUGGAUCUGACAAAGAAGACGGCGAUUGGAAGGAGAGUAGGGCACGAAAGUCAGGUGUGAAGAGAAAUGUGGGACAUAAGACUUCCAAAAAGUCCUUCAGCUGCUCUGAAUGUGGUAAACAAUUUCUCUACAAGCAACCUUUCCAGAAACAUAUGACUGGUCAUCCAGGAAGAACAUUUACAAGUUGUUUGGGUGAUAAGAAAGAUCUCGGAGGCAGACAAAAUCUAGAUUCACCCACCAAAGUUGGAGAAAAACGCUUUGAUUGUGACAGCUGUGGUAAAACAUUUAAAUAUCACUCUCAUCUUCAGUCUCACAUGAGAGUCCACUCAGAAGAGAAACACUUUGGUUGUGAUGAAUGUGGUAAAACAUUUAGAUACCUGGGUAAUCUUAAAUCUCACAUGAGGGUCCAUUCAGGGGAGAAACUAUUUCAGUGUGAUGUUUGUGGUAAAAGAUUUAAACAAAGAACACAUUUUAAGAUCCACAUGAUAGUCCACACGGAAGACAAAUCAUUUAGUUGUGACGAAUGUGGUAAAAAAUUUAAAUAUCAGUCCAGCCUGAAAGCUCACAUGAGCGACCACUCGGGAGAAAAACCAUUUCAAUGCAUCGUGUGUAGUAAAAGAUUCAGCCAGCAGGGAGUUCUGACGGCACAUGUGGCAGUUCAUUCAGGAGAGAAACCGUUCGCUUGCAUUAGCUGUGGUAAAAGAUUCAGACUUAAGAGCGAUCUUAAAGUGCACAUGAGGAGCCACUCUGGAGUGAAACCAUUUAGCUGUGAGGAUUGUGGCGUGAGAUUUUCACGACAAGGAAGUCUGCUGAGACACAAUCGACUCCACACAGGAGAGCGGCAGUUCGGUUGUGAUGAGUGUGAUAAAAAAUUUACCCGAAAGACGCAUCUCAUCGCUCAUAUGACCAGCCACACGGGAGAGAAACGAUUUGACUGUGAUAUUUGUGGGGCCAGAUUUUCACAAAAGGGAAGUCUGAAGAGACACCACAUGAGAGUCCACAUGAAGUAGAGACUACACGUUUCCAGGGUUAGUUUAAAAAUCGAAGACGAGGCAUCCAGUCCUUGACUUCGCCUGAUGCUGGUGGCCAAGAGAUUAACUGUGCUUGGAAGCAUAAUUUUGCAGGAAAGCAGGGGCCUGUUUUAAACUAAAAACAAACACCAGCUGAUUGGUUCUUAUCCAUCUUGAUAUUGGUGGCUUGAUAGAGACCUGAAACUAUCAGCUAAUUAAAAGAAAAGAAGGUCUUCAAAAGAGAGACAUGGUCAUUGAAAAAAAGUACCUGAGCCACAUUUCUGAUGUUAAACUGAAGACCAGGAGUGCUAGCGCUAGGUGGAUAGCACGCUAACUCAAGCUGGUUUCUAAGAAACACAUGUCAGUUACGUCAUGUUUUAGUUUUGCACAUUUUAUUUAAGAUUCUUGUUCAGCUUUAAAUGUUUGACACUAAAGAAAGUUACGUUACAUUAAAGGUACCGAGGAGAAAACGUUUUGUUAAACGGUGGAUUUGGAAGUGCUGCUGGAGUUGAUGGAUAAUCUCAUAUAGAAACCUUUUUAAUACUUCAGGUGUGCUGCAUACAUAAGAUAGAAAAAAACCAAAAAUAUAUGCAUUCUGUAUAUUAACAUCACAUUUUUCCUUAAGACUGUUUUCUACCUGUAGAGUAUUACACGUCACUUUGUCUGAAAGACUCACGUGUUAAUAUAAUUUACUUUGUAUCACAAUGCUUUAUGAUAAGAGAUAUAAGUGACCACACUGAAGGAGCUAAAUGUUGGAUUUUAUGACUAUAGUUACUAUAGUUAUAGUUAUUUUUUUUAUAUUUUAUGCUUGUGGUUUUAAUGAACCAUUAAAACUUGACCAUUUUUAACACGUCAAACCCAGACUUCAGCAUCAGGUUUCCAGUAAUUUUAAGCAAAACGUUCUUCUGUAGCAUUGCAGGUUGCAUUUAUUCAGCAGAAGACAUUUCACUGGAAUUAUUUUAAGUUAAUGUGUUAAAAGAGCAAUGCAAUGUUUAUACUGAUGUGUUUUUUAUAUUUUUGCCUUUGUGAUUUAAUUUGGAAUUGCAUAAACACAUAUAUAUUUAUGUUUAUAUCUAUAUAAAGAUUAAUUUGAGUUCAUGUUUACAAAUUGUUUUUACCUCACCGCUGUCAAGACUUCAGUGCCUACACUGAGAUUUAUUUGUUUUUUCAGACUGGUGGCAAUGCUGAGUGUUAAACUGCCUCAAUAAAGACAGCUGACUACAAUAGUACUAUAAAUAUUUCAUGUCCUCUUUCCUGUAUCCUGACUUUUUGCUCAUUAUUAAGUAUGUAAACUAGCUAGUCCUAAUCCAUAUUUUCUAAACAGUUUUGUUUUCCUGACUGACAGAAAAUCUGAGGUUUUAUUCCUGAAAGAA
Molecule: messenger RNA, 3120 nt
Organism: Melanotaenia boesemani (Boeseman's rainbowfish)
Lineage: Eukaryota; Metazoa; Chordata; Actinopteri; Atheriniformes; Melanotaeniidae
Product: gastrula zinc finger protein XlCGF57.1-like
Exons: 2
Coding region: 188-1747 (519 amino acids)
Biological process (GO): regulation of transcription by RNA polymerase II
Molecular function (GO): RNA polymerase II cis-regulatory region sequence-specific DNA binding; DNA-binding transcription factor activity
Source: RefSeq, a predicted model, not a curated record